CCCAGCCCCAGCCCCGCCGGCUCCGCUACCUCCGCCAGCAUUGCCAUCAUCAGCACCACCUCCACCACCACCACCGAUACCACCACCGCCAGCGGCGGCAGCAGCCAUUUCAUCUCCACAGAAACCAGACACAAAAACAUGGCAGAAAUGGAGAAAGAAGGGAGACCUCCGGAAAAUAAAAGGAGCAGGAAACCGGCUCACCCAGUGAAAAGGGAGAUCAAUGAGGAAAUGAAGAACUUUGCAGAAAACACCAUGAAUGAACUCCUUGGCUGGUAUGGCUAUGAUAAGGUUGAAUUGAAAGACGGUGAAGAUAUUGAAUUCAGGAGCUACCCUACAGAUGGAGAGACUCGGCAGCAUAUUUCUGUUCUCAAAGAAAAUUCUUUGCCAAAACCAAAAUUACCAGAGGACAGUGUUAUUUCACCAUACAAUAUAAGCACAGGCUAUUCAGGGCUUGCCACAGGAAAUGGACUCAGUGACUCAUCUGCAGGGUCAAAGGAGCAUGGCAAUGUGCCCAUUAUUGUACCUUUAAUUCCGCCACCUUUCAUAAAGCCACCAGCAGAAGAUGAUGUGUCAAAUGUACAAAUAAUGUGUGCCUGGUGCCAGAAAGUGGGAAUCAAGCGCUAUUCCCUGAGUAUGGGAAGUGAGGUGAAAAGCUUCUGCAGCGAGAAGUGCUUUGCAGCCUGCCGACGAGCCUACUUCAAGAGAAAUAAGGCUAGAGAUGAAGAUGGACAUGCUGAAAAUUUUCCCCAGCAGCACUAUGCUAAGGAAACUUCAAGGCUUGCCUUCAAGAAUAACUGCGAACUACUUGUAUGUGACUGGUGUAAGCACAUAAGACACACAAAAGAAUACCUGGAUUUUGGGGACGGGGAAAGAAGGCUUCAGUUCUGCAGUGCAAAAUGUCUCAAUCAAUACAAAAUGGACAUUUUCUACAAAGAGACACAGGCCAACCUUCCAGCUGGGCUGUGCAGUACAUUACACCCUCCCAUGGAAAAUAAAGCAGAAGGCACCGGGGUGCAGCUGCUCACUCCCGACUCUUGGAAUAUCCCUCUAACAGAUGCUCGGAGGAAGGCCCCCUCCCCCGUGGCUGCAGCUGGCCAAAGCCAGGGCCCUGGUCCAUCGGCGUCCACCACCGUCUCUCCAUCCGACACUGCCAACUGCUCUGUUACUAAAAUCCCCACGCCAGUGCCCAAGUCCAUGCCCAUCAGUGAGACGCCAAACAUCCCUCCUGUCUCCGUUCAGCCACCUGCUAGCAUUGGGCCUCCCCUGGGGGUCCCGCCUCGCAGCCCUCCCAUGGUGAUGACCAACCGGGGCCCAGUGCCGCUCCCCAUCUUCAUGGAACAGCAGAUCAUGCAGCAGAUCCGCCCGCCCUUCAUUCGGGGGCCGCCGCACCACGCCUCCAACCCCAACAGCCCUCUGUCCAACCCCAUGCUCCCUGGCAUCGGGCCCCCACCCGGCGGCCCCCGGAACCUGGGCCCCACCUCCAGCCCCAUGCACCGGCCCAUGCUGUCACCCCACAUCCACCCUCCAAGCACCCCGACCAUGCCCGGGAACCCCCCAGGCCUGCUGCCCCCGCCUCCCCCGGGUGCCCCAUUGCCUAGUCUCCCCUUCCCUCCCGUGAGCAUGAUGCCAAAUGGCCCGAUGCCCGUGCCCCAGAUGAUGAACUUUGGGCUACCUUCGCUAGCCCCGCUGGUGCCACCUCCCACCUUGCUCGUGCCAUACCCCGUGAUCGUGCCCCUUCCGGUGCCCAUCCCCAUCCCCAUCCCCAUCCCUCACGUCAAUGAUUCCAAGCCUCCCAAUGGAUUCUCCAGCAACGGGGAGAACUUCAUUCCGAGCGCCCCUGGCGACUCCUCGUCGGCCGGAGGCAAGCCAGGCGGACACUCCCUGUCCCCCCGGGAUUCCAAACAGGGCUCCUCCAAGUCGUCGGACUCGCCACCCGGCUGUUCCGGGCAGGCCCUGAGCCUGGCGCCUGCGGAGCACGGCCGUAGCGAGGUGGUGGACUUGACGCGGCGCGCCGGCAGCCCCUCGGGAGCAGGCGGCCAGCUCGGCUUCCCGGGCGUGCUGCAGGGUCCGCAGGACGGCGUCAUCGACCUGACGGUGGGCCACAGGGCCCGGCUGCACAACGUGAUCCACCGCGCGCUGCACGCGCACGUCAAAGCGGAGCGCGAGCCGGGCGCUGCGGAGCGCAGGACCUGUGGCGGCUGCAGAGACGGCCACUGCAGUCCCCCCGCCCAGCCGCCGCCGCCGCCGCCGCCGCUGCCCCCCAAGAAGCUGCUGUCGGAGGAGCCGGCGGUGAGCGAGCUGGAGUCGGUCAAGGAGAACAACUGUGCUUCCAACUGCCACCUGGACGGGGAGGCAGCCAAAAAGCUGAUGGGCGAGGAAGCCCUGGCGGGGGGUGACAAGUCGGACCCGAACCUCAACAACCCUGCGGACGAGGACCACGCGUAUGCUCUGCGAAUGCUGCCCAAGACGGGCUGCGUGAUCCAGCCUGUGCCAAAACCCGCGGAGAAGACUGCCAUGGCGCCGUGCGUCAUCUCCUCGCCCAUGCUCAGCGCCGGGCCCGAGGACCUGGAACCUCCGCUCAAAAGGAGGUGCCUCCGAAUUAGAAAUCAGAAUAAGUAAAAGGAACACUCACAGGGUACCUUGCAUGGAGAGAGGCGCAGAGCAAACUAUGUCCCGCCAUCCAAUGACACCAGCUGGUCAGC
This is a messenger RNA of Condylura cristata (star-nosed mole), 2702 nucleotides long. It is a transcript of the gene SOBP, whose product is annotated as sine oculis binding protein homolog (Drosophila). Gene Ontology annotation, cellular component: nucleus. Bases 139 to 2619 code for a protein of 826 amino acids. The record is from RefSeq and is a predicted model, not a curated record. The transcript is spliced from 8 exons. Gene Ontology annotation, biological process: animal organ development. NCBI's taxonomy places the organism in Eukaryota, Metazoa, Chordata, Mammalia, Eulipotyphla, Talpidae.